Nicotiana attenuata is the source of this 3684-nucleotide messenger RNA. RefSeq lists its product as uncharacterized. The coding region runs from base 193 to 3381 and encodes 1062 amino acids. NCBI's taxonomy places the organism in Eukaryota, Viridiplantae, Streptophyta, Magnoliopsida, Solanales, Solanaceae. The record is from RefSeq and is a predicted model, not a curated record. The transcript has 2 exons.
UCUGCCACUUCUCUAUUUAGCAUUCUCUUCUUUUCGUCAAACAGUUCAUCAACUUCACAUUAAACACAAUGUUACACGAACUUGAAUAGCUGACCUGGAUAUUAUAGUUUCUUAAACAUAUGCUUCUAUUGAAUUCUACCUUCUGAAGCAUAAGGUAGUAGAGGAGCGUUACUAUCAAAUUCUAGACCAGUGAUGGACUGCAACAAAGAAGAGGCGAUCAGGGCUAGAGGGAUUGCCGAAAAGAAGAUGGAAAAUAGAGAUUUCAUUGGAGCUAAAAAGUUUGCAUCUAAAGCCCAGGAGCUCUUUCCUAAUCUGGAGAACAUUGAGCAGAUGGUUUUGGUUUGUGACGUGCAUUGCUCUGCGGAGAAUAAAACUUUUGGAAAUGAGAAAAACUGGUACGAUAUUCUUAAAGUGGAUCCAACAGCUGACGAUUCUAUUAUCAGGAAGCAAUACCGCAGGUUAGCUCUCUUGCUACAUCCUGAUAAGAACAAGUUCCCUGGUGCAGCUGAUGCCUUUACGCUGAUUGGUGAAGCUCAAAUGGUGCUUUUGGAUCGAGAAAAACGAAUGUUGUAUAACAGUAGGCGCAUUCCUUCAGGAAGAUCUCAAGUACCAAUGCAGCAAACAAGCUGCGGCCAGCCAGAUAUCAGGUCACAUCCUUGGGUACAAAACAAGUUCAGUGUCAAAUCAGAAUUCAUGAAUCAGCACGGCACUCAAUCAGGAGUGCCUAGAAGCCAACCAACUUUUUGGACUGUAUGUCCAUUCUGUUCUGUUAAGUAUAAGUAUUAUAAGACCAUGUUGAAUAAGCUUUUGUGGUGUCAGAACUGUAAAAAGUCCUACACAGGUCAUGAAGUAAAUGCUUCAGAUGCAACACCAGAAACCAAUAGGAGUCAGCCUGCUUCCAAGAAGAAUGGUACAACAAACCAAGAUCAUGUUAAAGAUAGCUCCCAAUACACUCGUAUGAGCUCUGCAACCAUGAGAAGUUGUCAGAAGAAGGCUGCUGAUGAAUUUAUACAGUCAGAGCUUCCCUCAGAGGUUGGUCAGGAGUCUAAUGGCAACGGAAACUCAGAAAAUGCAUAUGGAAAAAUGAACGAGGGCUUAUCAGGGGAAUAUAAAAGGAAAAACACAAAGAGAAAGAAGAUAUCAGCAGAAUCUAGUGAAAAUUGUGAUUCAUCAACGAGCAUAGAUUCUGAAGACGAUAUAAAUAUUGAAGAGUGUGAUCAUCCGCCUAGGCAGAACUCUCAAUGUCUCAGUGAGCAGAACCGGCGAAGAUCUACUCGGUCUAGACAGCGUGUCACUUACCGUACGAGUCUAAGUGGUGAAGAAGAAGACCCUUCGGCUCAAAAUUUGUCUGAGGCAGCAACUUCCAAUGGGGAAAAUAAGAAAUUAAAGGAAAGUUUUUCCUCUGAAGAGUACUUGCCGAACACAGAGCAGGAAGCUGAGAAUGCAAAUGCAAGAGCGGGUGUACCUGAAAAAGGCGGUGGACAAACCUUUGAUCUUCCCUCAGAUCUAGGGGCUUCUAAUAUGACUGAGCCAGAAACGUUUGAAUAUCCAGACCCAGAUUUUAGUGAUUUUGAAAAGGAUAGGGAGGAAUCUUGCUUUAAGGUUGGACAAGUAUGGGCUGUUUAUGAUACUCUGGAUGCCAUGCCGAGAUUCUAUGCAGUCAUCAGGAAGAUUUUCUCUCCUGCGUUUAAGUUGCACAUUACUUGGUUAGAGCCCGAUCCGCUGGAUAAAAAUGGAACCAAAUGGCUAUCUGAGGGCUUUCCAGCUUCUUGUGGUAGGUUCAAACUGGGAAACUCAGAAUUCGCUGAAGAUCAUCCUAUGUUCUCACAUUUGGCAUGUCCAAAAAAUGAAAGCAGCUGUUCCAAUACGAUGAAGAUAUUUCCACGGCAAGGAGAAACUUGGGCGAUCUUUAAAGAUUGGGAUAUGAAAUGUUAUUCUCAUAUUGAGAGCAAGAAAAAGUACAAUUACGAGUUUGUUGAGGUGUUGUCAGACUAUGCUGAUGAUGUUGGUGUUCAUGUUGCAUACUUGGGUAAAGUAAAAGGCUUCACUUGUCUUUUUCAUCGAGCUGCAAAAAAAUUAGGGGAAAGGGGCCAGUUUCUAAUUCCUGCCAAGGAGAUAUUUAGAUUCUCUCAUAGAGUUCCUUCGUUUAAGAUGACAGGCAUGGAGAGGAAUAAUGUUCCUGAAGGAUCCUUCGAACUAGACCCUGCUUCUUUACCCAUUGACCAACUAGGCAUUUCUGUGUCUGCAGAUCUUGAUGUCGAGCAUGGGAAUGCAUACAAUGAUGUCUCUUGUCCUAGAUCUCCAGCAAAGAGGGUGAGACAAGAGGCACCUUCUUUGCCAAAAUCAAACGCAGGGUUUGAAGACUAUCCGGUUUCUGCAAUUAAUUCAGAACCGAUGGAGAAGUUUGAUAAAGAUACAUCAACUGUAGACAGGAUGGAACGACGGGAUGCUAAGCCUCACGGCCUUUUAUCUCCUGCAGAUGGGGUGGAAAUGAAGCUAAAAUCCGAAGGAGAUACAUCUUCUGUUGAUCUGAAGGGGAAAUCUGAAGGAAAUGCACAUCCUGCUGAUAGACGAUCCAGAAUUAACAUAAGAAAUAAUUUUUCCUUAGACCAAAGAGAGACAGCUAACCGUAUGACGUACAAUCGCAUGAGUUUGGUAAAUUCUGCAGAAAACUGUGUUGUAUCAGUAGCUAAUGAGGUUCCUGAACCCGAAUUCUACAACUUUGAUGCUGAGAGAUCAGAGGAGAAGUUUCAAGUUGGUCAAUUUUGGGCAAUUUACAGUGAUGAAGAUGCCAUGCCGAGGUACUAUGGCCAGAUACAGAAGAUAGAUCCUAUCCCUAAUUUUAUGUUGCAUGUGGCAUGGCUUUAUGCCUGUCUGCCACCGAAAGGCAUAAUACAGUGGCGUGAUAAAACAAUGCCAAUUGGUUGUGGAAUGUUAAAGUUUCAAAAUAGAAAGCUGCACAAAUAUACGGAAACCAAUGCUUUUUCGCAUCAAGUAGGAGCACAAUCUAUGGAGAAGAAGGGUGUCUACAAGAUCUUCCCCAGAGCAGGUGAAGUUUGGGCAGUUUAUAAAAACUGGAGUGCUCAGCUGAAAUGCGACAAACUGGAAGAUUGUGAGUAUGAAAUUGUUGAAGUUGUGGAUGUUACUGAUAAGUACAUAUCCGUAAAGUUCUUAAUACGGGUAAACGGUUUCAAGUCUGUCUACAAGCCUCAAGUGAAAGAAGAGGCAAAUGGAACAGUGAAAAUAUCUCUAGCCGAGCAACUCAGGUUCUCUCAUCAAAUUCCUGCUUUUCGCCUGACAGAAGAGAGAGGUGGCAUCGUGCGAGGUUUCUGGGAGCUCGAUCCAGCAGCAAUGCCUGUUUAUUUACUUUGUACAGACUGAACAGAGGCGACGUGAAGCAGCAUUUAGCUUCUCUUUAUUUAUCCUAUCCCAAAAUGUGAAGAUAUUUGUACAGGAUGGUCAUGCUUAUUAACUUAUCUUUUCUUAGUUUAUAUCCUAGCCCCAAAUGUGAAGGGUUUUGCACAGGAGUUAGUUUAUAUCUCUGGAUACAUUUGCUGAAAUGCUCCCCAGGCUAUGCCUUUGCACUUAUUUUAAUAGUCUUUGUUUGAACUGAUAUAGCUUUUGUGAACAGCUAAAUUAUGAGUAAUGGUUGCUCAUUGCCUUGUUACCAGUUGAAUGUUAUGU